GGCCCCGUGUCCUCCAGCGAGGUUGUCCCCGCGGGCUGGAACCUCUGCACCGUCGUCGGGGUGCUGCUGGGCUACCCGGCAGCAUACGCCUUCUCCACGGAGGAAGGCGCUGAGAACUGCCUGGCGCUGACGCCGCUGAGGGUGUUCACGGUCCAGGCCUCCUGCCCCAGGAUAAGGGAUGGUCUCAGGGUCCAGAUCUACUCCUUCAGCAUCCCGGAGAGCAUCUGCGCGGAGCUGAAGGAGGUGCUGGACGCCUGGUGUGAUGAGCUGAAGGAGGCCUUCAGCACGCAGAAUGACUUUGUAGAUCUCCGCAUUUUGAGCGAGGUGGUGUGUCUUCCAGCGGUUGCCUUGUAA
This is a messenger RNA of Pelecanus crispus (Dalmatian pelican), 354 nucleotides long. RefSeq names its product chromosome 17 C1orf74 homolog (gene C17H1orf74). The record is from RefSeq and is a predicted model, not a curated record. NCBI's taxonomy places the organism in Eukaryota, Metazoa, Chordata, Aves, Pelecaniformes, Pelecanidae.